UUUCGGUUGAUGCGGCGUGUGUGUUUGUAUGUGUGUUUUCUGAGUUCCCCCGAGGCCGUUUCCCUCGAUUGGAACAGAUUGGGUUUGGCUGCUUGGACCAAACCACCCUACACACCCAAACGUCGAGGAUGCAUUCCCGGCAACCCGGUGUGCCAUCGUGGCGAACAACAGAAAAGAAGAAAAGGAAAGAAGAAAAAAGAAGAAAAAAAAUCCGCGGCACGAUAUCAGAACUGAGGCGCUUCGCGCGUCAUCUGGCUCGCGAUACAGGACUCAGGUCGCGCUUCUUCCAAACAUAUCCUUACUUCACAAAUAGCCCUGACGCUGCCCCCCUCGCCGUCCGUGGCGCCGCGCCUGGUCGUGCUUGCGUGCAGGGGGGGAUUCCUCCGUCGUCCGAAAACAACGUCUCAUUUUAUUUCUUCGUCUUCUCCUCCUCCCCGGGUUAUCGUGGGUUGGCCGGUUGCCGUAUAUCCGCGAGGGUUUCGUCGCAUCAGUGGCCCGUUCGGAACACCGCUACCGGGCGCCAAGAUGGGAGUCAUCAGACGGGCUCCUCCCUAUCCCCUCUUAGUCGGAGACUUUUACCUCUGGCCAGGCUCCGCAUGUCAAUCGGACUACGCGGGUUAUCCGGGCAAACGGUCACGCAGCCUUUCGCCCUCAACGUUAGUCUCGUCGUUGGCGCUGCUCGUCCGCGGCGGCGCUGAACCAACACAGCUCGACCCGAAACCUUGGGCCCCGAAGCAUCGCUUCUGGCCUCGCCC
Messenger RNA from Colletotrichum navitas, 755 nucleotides. RefSeq lists its product as uncharacterized. The transcript has a single exon. The coding region runs from base 129 to 698 and encodes 189 amino acids. NCBI's taxonomy places the organism in Eukaryota, Fungi, Ascomycota, Sordariomycetes, Glomerellales, Glomerellaceae. The record is from RefSeq and is a predicted model, not a curated record.